Messenger RNA from Styela clava, 1516 nucleotides. RefSeq lists its product as uncharacterized. The record is from RefSeq and is a predicted model, not a curated record. NCBI's taxonomy places the organism in Eukaryota, Metazoa, Chordata, Ascidiacea, Stolidobranchia, Styelidae.
AUUAUUACUGUAGCGCAAAUCAGUAUAAUAUGAAAACUAUUGGCUGCGGACUUGUACAAAUUCCCAUUGUUACACGAUAUAAAGUAUUUUGUAUUCGAAGAUCAUUAGCAGGCGGGGUUACGAGUACAGGAUGGCAACAAAUUCUUGGAUGCACACUAAGAAUUCUACUGCUUUCGUCGUGGGGUUUAAAGUCUAUCGAUUAUACUUUACCGCAAACAGCUGAAAAAAUCAUCGGCGUUUAUAUUGAAUUUGGUCUCUUAUCUCUUCAAGUAGCAAAUGGCAUUGUUAUUCUUAUUGGGUUGUGGGCGAACAACGUUUUCUUUCUUUAUCCAACACUUGUAAUCAUUCCAGGAUGUUUCUUAACCGAUAUUAUUAUAAAGGGAUCCUGCUAUGCUGCACUUUUUCUAACACCAGAGGUUACUUCAUUUGGAGUUUUAUCUUUAAUUGAAGUUUGGUUUCGUGGAUUAAGUUUGAUGUACGGAUGGAUUAUUAUAAUAUCGUAUAUUUACUAUAAAAGGAAUGAUUGGAAAUUAACGGAAGUUAACAUUCAGUUAAAUCCAAAAACUCCAGAUCGAGUUAGUGCGAUUGUUCGUCGCGCCUCUUCUAAAUCUCCAUUUAGCCGAAAUUCUAGUCUUUCACAAAGAGGAAGACGAUCUUUCUUGCUACGUAAUCCUUCGAAGAAAGCCAACAAAAGUGAAAAUGGUGGUGCUGGACAGGGGGUUAAAACUUCACCCGAAAAACUGAGCGAAAACGAAAAUAUUACUCAAUAUGAUACAGCACUUUUAAAACAAACAGUAAUGGAUAACCAGAAUCCAAACAGUAACCACGACGAAAAUUCUUCAAUGAAUAACGAUAAUUUAACAGAUUCAGUCAGAGAUGGCGAAUCUGAUAUACUUUUGGGAGAAUCUGCUAUGAUGAGUAUGAAGCGAAUACCUUCUCAGCGUAACAAAAGAGAUAUUUCUAACCCCGGAAGUUAUAGUGACAAAACCGGAAGUAUGGCUUCCAAACCAUUUAUUCCGACGUCACUUCAACGGUCACCUCCGCCCAGAUACAAAAAGCGAGGAGGAUUCAUUCCAGAGGUGUUAAGAACACCAAGUAGUAUAGAUAGCUCUAAAAAACCUGAAGCUUUGUCGCUAAAAAGAAAAACUUCCCAAAAAUCCCAGAGAAGCGCCGAGUCUGAAUCAACAUUAGCGGCAAACACAAUUGAACUUUCAACUUCCGCACGUGAGCCUUCUGAUGACGAUGAAGCAUCACUAUUGCGACAGAGUAAAAGCAAAAAACACAAGUCACAUAUGCAGACACAAUCAACACGAGAUAAUGAUACAAGGCCACCGAGUCUCCCCAGUCGACCACCAGUGGGAAGAUUACCAACAAAUCCACCAAGAACAAAACCAUCUGGACUACCACACAUGAAUUGGUUUAAAAGGAUAAAAGACAAUUCACCUCCGGCGGAUAGUCCAGUGGCUUUGGGCAAAAAACAUGUUCCUGACCCAGUGCUGGUGUGAACAAAGAAGGG